Molecule: messenger RNA, 885 nt
Organism: Acytostelium subglobosum LB1
Lineage: Eukaryota; Evosea; Eumycetozoa; Acytosteliales; Acytosteliaceae
Exons: 3
Cellular component (GO): nucleus
Molecular function (GO): ubiquitin protein ligase activity
Source: RefSeq, a predicted model, not a curated record
AAGAGAGAGAUAAUGUCAAGACAUUCAAAGAAUAAGACAUCAUCUGGAAGAUUUACAUACUCUGAAAGACAAGAGUUGGGAUAUGGAACAAAGGUUGAGAGACUUGGCAAAGACUCAUUAAAGGCAUUCGAUUCUUGUUGUAUAUGUUUGAACUCUUUGAUAUCUCCACUGAGUUGUACAAAGGGACAUCUCUAUUGUAAAGAAUGUAUAUAUACUUCAUUGGUGAUGCAGAAGAAACAGAUAAAGGAGAAGGAAAAGGAAUGGUUACAACAAUUGGAGAAGAAUAAGCAAUUGGAUGAGACAAAGAGAUUGAAACAGGUAGAGGAUGAGUUAAAGGUGUUUGAAUCAAACAAUGUCACCUAUCUAGACAAUACAAACGGAGGAGCAUCAAGCAGCAACAGUAAUGGUGUCAAGGAGAUGGAGCCAAAGCUUAAUAGUUUCUGGGUUGUAUCACCUCAAUCAAAGGAGAGUGAGAAGAAUAAGCCAGAUAAUCAUACAAUGUGCCCAGAGGGUGGACAUCAGAUACGAAUGAAGCAGUUGAUAGCGGUCAAGUUUAAACAGGCGACUGGAGAGGAUAGUGUUGCAUUGUCUACGUCGGUGCAGGCAAAGUACUGUUGUCCAAUAUGCGAUAAGAUAUUGACGAAUAGUCAUUCACUCAAACUGCUGAAGCGAUGUGGACAUGUCUUUUGCGAGUCAUGUAUCAAACGAACGAUGGAAGGCGACAAUAAGAAGAAGGACGAGAAGCAAGUUGUUGGCUCAUGCUUUGUCUGUGCCAAAGAGUUUGAAUCACACGAAGCCAUCUCAUUGCAACGAGGAGGCACAGGUUUCUCAGGUCUUGGACAGACUCUUGAAGCAAAGAAAUAUACACCAACAGCUAUAAUAUGA